GUAACCGGGCAAGCAAGAUUCUGCUCAGUCCCGUCCAGAAUAGCAGACGGUUCGCAUUGUCGUUCUCUCGUUGGUUGUAGAGCAGCAGACUGAUGAUCCCGCACAGCCGGCAAAACUGCGCGCGCGCGUAAAUCUGUGAACGUGUCCCUAACAGUCUCGGCGACGCUGCUUAUCGUGCGCAUAAAAAUAAUCAAAAACUUGUGCACUUAGUGCAGUCGUCAUGAAGAUCCUGUGUAACACAAAGCGUUUGUCGUCAGAAUCGUGGAAAACCGCAUAAACUGGUUUGCUGAGGUGCUCCUCCAGCUAUUUUAGUAGAGCGAAUUCGCAUAUUCGCAUUCUUCGCACAAAAAGUGGUUCAUCUUACAGCACACCCACGCGUGACAUUGAAGCGUAUGUAGCGGAUGGGUCUGGCGACCUUGUUCUAACGAAAAUAUUUACGAAAAUGCGAUCAGGAGGGUACCGUAGUGAGAUAGAUGUUCAGUUUGUUGUGUUGAUGUGAAUGCAAAUUUGGUCAAACGAAAAUCAGCUGGAUCAGCUGAGCUGUUAGUUCAUAGUGUUGUCGAAAGGGACUAUAUGCGGAAAGAUGCAAACGAAUCAUCGUUGUACCAGAUUCGUGGCUGUUGCUGUGGUGUUCUACGGACUGUUGGUUUUAUCUGAGCAGUUUCGGUUUUCGAACCAUGCUUCCGCGCAGAUGUAUGAAGGCGACAGUUGCGAAUCGAUGAACGACUUGCCUGGUACGUGCAUGGAGCCCCAGAAAUGUACCUGGGUUCAACAAAACGUGAUCCGAAAACGCCAAUACUCUAUAUAUGACGUUCCGAUAUGUGGUUUCACAGUGAGAGCCAGUCUGAUCUGUUGCCCAGACGAGAGCGAAAUUAGGAGGACCCUAGUCGGAAAGGCCGAUCAAGCGUGCCAAAACUUCGCACGUGGUAGCGCCUUUUUCGCGCCGCACAUCGUUGAAGGCAACGAAGCCGAGUUCGGAGAAAUACCGUUCAUCGUUGCUUUGGGCUACAACUCGACGGAUUCCGAUAAGGAGUAUGACUUCCGCUGCGGAGCCAGUUGGAUUGCGAAGAACUUCCUUCUGACGGCGGCCCAUUGCGUAUCCGGAAGAAAUCAACCAUCCAUAGCCAGAAUCGGAACGCUCAACCUGACGGAAUCCGAUGCUUCGAACUUUCAAGACUCGAAAAUCAAGGACUGCUAUCCGCAUCCUCGUUACAAACCCAAACUGAAAUAUCACGACAUUGCUCUCAUAGAGUUAGUUACUCCGUUCAAGUAUGAUGAUGAUGGUAUAGUUAACAAAAUUUGUCUCUACACGGAUCCGGGUGAUAUGGAUCCGCGUCACGUUCUGACAGCAUCCGGGUGGGGUAUGACAACCGAAGGCGACGAGUGUACCCUGAAGGAUGGCGGUCCUGGCAUCUGCCAGCAGAAUGUGCAGUGUCCUUGGUUUUUGAAAAAUAUAAUUGCGACAAAACGUUACGGAGAUCGAGUUACGUGCGGGUUUGUUGACCGAACGGAGAUAAUUUGCUGCAAGAUAGAUCAACCGGUCGAACCAGCGAUGAAACCUGGAGUACGCAGUAGCCAGGCUUGUCAGAACAUAAUGGAUGCCGCGGAGGCCGAACAUGGUACCGAAUCUCCUGUAGAAUUUCACGUCGUUGGCGGAGAAGAGGCCCCCGAAGGGGAGUUCCCGUUCAUGGCUGUCUUAGGUUACGCGGAUCCGGACACCACCGGGAGUUUUGUUUACCGAUGCGGUGCAAGCCUGAUUUCACCGAACUUUUUGCUGACAGCUGCCCACUGUGGUCACAAGUUUGGUACACCGCUAGUGGCAUUACUCGGUACGGCCAGUUUGAACUCCUCGAAUGGGGUUAUGGUUGGGAUCAAGACGUUUCUUCGUCAUCCUAACUACAAAAGUAGUCGCAAUUACAACGACAUUGCCCUAGUGGAACUGGAGAAAGAACUGAUAAACAAGCCGAACGUCAGUCCCAUUUGCAUCCGUAGUGAUACCGAGGACGUGGCCAGCGACGUGACGCUAUCUGCCCAGGGUUUCGGAGUCACUGAUAACGAUAAUGAAUUGUUUUCGACUCAGAUGAUGAAGGUCAAUCUUACCACAGUGAGCCUCAGCGAUUGCAAAGGAUUCUUCACGGACAUCACCAAACAACAUAAGUUACCGAGAGGGAUCAUCGAUACGCAGUAUUGCGCCAGAGGAAGUAAGAGCGUCAGCGCCACUGGGGUAGCGGGCGAUACCUGUCAAGGUGACUCAGGAGGUCCGCUUACAGCCAUGGUCUACGGGAAGUUCCAACUGGUGGGAGUUACCUCGUUUGGAGCCGGCUGCGGUUCGGGCACGCCCAGCGUGUACACUCGGGUGGCGCGGUACAUCGAAUGGAUCGAGCAGACCGUGUGGCCCGAUGGGGUUUAAGUGGGAAAGUGUUUGUUAGAAAGUCCCAUUGCAAUUACCUACUGGUUCGUACGUAAAAGA
Aedes albopictus (Asian tiger mosquito) is the source of this 2470-nucleotide messenger RNA. RefSeq names its product CLIP domain-containing serine protease C9. Gene Ontology annotation, biological process: proteolysis. The record is from RefSeq and is a predicted model, not a curated record. Lineage: Eukaryota; Metazoa; Arthropoda; Insecta; Diptera; Culicidae. The coding region runs from base 584 to 2410 and encodes 608 amino acids. Gene Ontology annotation, molecular function: serine-type endopeptidase activity. The transcript has 7 exons.